AUGAAGAGACUUCUAUUCCUUUUCUUCUGUCUUGCUCUAGUGAGUGGAGCUAGGAGAGGUAAUGAAGAUCCAUGUCUGGAGAUCUUUGGGAAAACGGGACCUUGUGUAGCAUAUUUCGAAAGGUGGGGAUUUAAUCCAGAGAAAGGCCGAUGUGAAGAAUUCAUCUACGGAGGUUGUGGUGGAAAUGGAAACAACUUCGAAAGUAAGGAAGAUUGUGACAAACGUUGUAUGAACCACUACCCGAAGAAGUGA
Messenger RNA from Necator americanus (New World hookworm), 252 nucleotides. RefSeq lists its product as uncharacterized. The record is from RefSeq and is a predicted model, not a curated record. Lineage: Eukaryota; Metazoa; Nematoda; Chromadorea; Rhabditida; Ancylostomatidae. The transcript is spliced from 3 exons. The coding region runs from base 1 to 252 and encodes 83 amino acids. Gene Ontology annotation, molecular function: serine-type endopeptidase inhibitor activity.